This is a messenger RNA of Drosophila navojoa, 3507 nucleotides long. It is a transcript of the gene Marf, whose product is annotated as Mitochondrial assembly regulatory factor. The record is from RefSeq and is a predicted model, not a curated record. Gene Ontology annotation, cellular component: mitochondrial outer membrane. Gene Ontology annotation, biological process: mitochondrial fusion; mitochondrion localization. Gene Ontology annotation, molecular function: GTPase activity; GTP binding. NCBI's taxonomy places the organism in Eukaryota, Metazoa, Arthropoda, Insecta, Diptera, Drosophilidae.
ACUUAGACGAAUUAUAGGUAAAUUGAACGGGAUUUGAGCAGUGCUGAGCGAUAGAGUAAACAAUUAGUUAUAUCUAAUAGAAAUGUGCCUAAAAUUGUCGGUUCGGAACGCGAUUUCAUAACAAUCCCAGGAGCCCGAAAGGCCGCACUGCCGUGAACUUGCGGGCUGCGUGUUUUGGAUCGCGUUCGCCGGAAACAUAAACAUACGAUGAGCGAAAGCACAAAUCAGUUUUGUGCCAUUGAUUUUUGAGUCUAUCACCCCAAAAAUAACGAUAAACAACAGAACAGUGAAAACCCAGAAAAAAAAUUAAAAAAAAACAUACAAAAUUAAAAAAAAUAUAUAAAAAAAUUUUAAAAAUACCAAUCCUGUUUUCAAAGCAGCCAAAACCAAAGCCGAUACCGAUAUCGAUACCAAUAUAUCGAUACCAAUAACAGUAGUGAAAUCAACGUGCACUUUUGUUAUCAUUUUAGAGUCAAUUUAUUUUUUUUUUGGCAACAGUAUAAACUGGGACUGGGGUUGGGGCUGGGGACGGGUAUCUCCUUAGGCUGCAUACCUUUUGUUUUGUAUCAAAAUUCUCUCUUCAUUUAAAAAACAAAAAAAAAAAAAAAAAUUAACGCAAACCAAACAAAUGGCGGCCUACUUAAAUCGCACCAUUUCACUGGUGACCGGCCAAACGGGCCCAUCCGCCAACGAUAAAAACUCGACAACGGGCAACGACACCGUCGACGAUUCACGGCAUAAUAUAUCCCUGCAAACGUCCGCCUCGUCCACGUCGGCCAACAUGACCGGCAUAACCGACAACCGCAUGUAUCAACCGAAUGACAAAUCGCCGCUGCAGAUCUUCGUACGCGCCAAGAAGAAGAUCAACGAUAUCUACGGUGAGAUCGAGGAGUACGUGCUGGAGACAACCACCUUCAUCACUGCGCUGCAUGCGGAUGCGGAAAUCGUGGACAAGGCGGAGCGCGAACUGUUUGAAAGCUAUGUGCACAAGGUGGCUGCCAUACGUGAGGUACUGCAGCGGGAUCACAUGAAGGUGGCCUUCUUUGGCCGCACCUCCAACGGCAAGAGUUCGGUGAUCAAUGCCAUGCUGCGCGAGAAGAUUCUGCCCAGCGGCAUUGGCCACACCACAAACUGUUUCUGCCAGGUGGAAGGCAGCGACGGCGGCGAAGCCUAUCUCAUGAAGGAGGGCUCCGACGAGAAGCUCAACGUGGUGAACAUUAAACAAUUGGCCAAUGCCCUGUGCCAGGAGAAGCUCAGCGAGAGCAGUCUGGUCCGUAUAUUUUGGCCACGCGAACGCUGCAGCCUGCUGCGCGAUGAUGUUGUCUUUGUGGAUUCCCCGGGCGUUGACGUGUCUGCCAAUCUGGAUGACUGGAUUGACAAUCAUUGCAUCAAUGCUGAUGUCUUUGUGCUGGUCCUCAAUGCAGAGUCGACAAUGACGCGGGCCGAGAAGCAGUUCUUCCAUACUGUUUCCCAAAAGCUGUCCAAGCCAAACAUCUUCAUAUUGAACAAUCGCUGGGAUGCGUCAGCCAACGAGCCCGAGUUUCAAGAAUCGGUGAAGUCGCAGCACACGGAGCGCUGCAUCGAUUUCCUUACCAAGGAGCUGAAGGUCAGCAACGAGAAGGAGGCUGCGGAGCGCGUGUUCUUUGUGUCGGCGCGCGAGACGCUGCAGGCGCGCCUCGAGGAGGCCAAGGGCAAUCCGCCGCAUUUGGGCGCCAUCGCCGAGGGCUUUCAGAUACGCUACUUUGAGUUCCAGGACUUUGAGCGCAAGUUCGAGGAGUGCAUCUCACAGAGCGCGGUCAAGACAAAGUUCCAGCAGCAUAGCUCGCGCGGCAAGAGCGUCUCCGGCGACAUGCGCUCCAUGCUGGACAACAUCUUCGAACGGAUCACAAUCUUUCGCAACCUGAAGCAGGAUCAAAAGAAUCUGCUCACCGAACGCAUUCAGGGCACCGAAACGCAGAUGAUGCAGGUGACGCGCGAGAUGAAAAUGAAAAUUCACAAUAUGGUCGAGGAAGUGGAGGAGAAAGUGUCGAAGGCACUCAAUGAGGAAAUCUGGCGAUUGGGCGUCCUCAUUGAUGAGUUCAACAUGCCGUUCCAUCCGGAGCGCCUGGUCCUCAACAUCUACAAAAAGGAGCUCAACGCCCACGUGGAGAGCGGCCUGGGCAGCAAUUUGCGCGCCCGCCUCUCCAUGGCGCUGGCCAUGAACGUGGAGGCGGCACAAACGGAAAUGACCGAACGCAUGCAUGCGCUGGUGCCGAACGAGAAGCUGCUCACGAACAGCGCCAAGCUGGCGGUGCGUACGCAACCGUUCGAAAUGCUCUACUCAUUGAACUGCCAGAAUCUGUGCGCCGACUUCCAGGAGGAUCUCGACUUCAAGUUCAGCUGGGGCAUCACGGCCAUGAUACAGCGAUUCACGGGCAAGAUGCGCGAGCGCAGCAAAAAGCAAACGCCCGCCUUGCUCAAUCGCCAGAGCAGUAUUGGGCACACCGUCGUUACGCCCGUGAGCACGCCCGUGGAGUCGACGCCCGUUUGCCUGCUCCCCGGUACGGGCGUGGGUGGAAUUACGCCCGAGCAGCUAUCGGUUAUAUCACGCUUCGCCCUGUCCUCGAUUGGAUCGCAGGGCACAGUGGGCGGUCUAGUUGUGGCGGGCGUUAUGCUGAAAACGAUCGGGUGGCGCGUCCUUGUUGGCAUCGGUGCGCUCUACGGCUGCAUCUACCUGUACGAGCGUCUGUCCUGGACCAACUCGGCCAAGGAGCGUGCCUUCAAGAGCCAGUAUGUGCGACAUGCCACCAAGAAGCUCAAAAUGAUUGUCGAUCUCACGUCGGCCAACUGCAGCCACCAGGUGCAGCAGGAACUGUCCAGCACAUUUGCUCGUUUGUGCCGCACUGUGGACACCGCCACCACCGAUAUGAAUGAGGAGCUGAAGACGCUCGAAGCGCAGCUGAACGUGCUGGAGGCCAAUCAGAAGCAGCUGAAGCUUCUGCGCAACAAGGCCAACUACAUACAGAACGAGCUGGACAUCUUCGAGCACAACUACAUUGCGCCGCAGUAGAUGCUGCUAGAGGAUCUGGCCAAACGAACACUUCGACGAUGACAACCAGAAGCAGAAGAAACAGAAGAAGUAAAAGAAGUAGAAGUAGAAGAAGAAGAUGCUUAACAACAACGACGACAACUUUACCCCUCUUUCAACAGACAGAUGAACGUGAAAAUGAAAAUCCUUGCAACCCUUUAAAUUAAUUCCUUCAUUCAGUUUUUUUAUUAGACACUUCUGCCAAAUUGUACCGCAUGUUCUGUUCUUUUUUUUUUUUUUUUGCUUUUCUUUCUGCUCGUAUUUUACAGAUAUUCAAUUUUUUUAAUGCUAACUUGUUGCAGUUAAACUCUUAUAUAUAACUGAACUGUUUUUUUUUUUUAGUUUUUUAAUAAUUAUACACAUAUAUGAAUAUAUUGUAAUUGUUGUUGUUACACUCUGUACACACUCUGUGACAUGGCCGGGCGCCAUGAAAACAUAAA